Messenger RNA from Zophobas morio, 1037 nucleotides. RefSeq names its product farnesyl pyrophosphate synthase-like. The record is from RefSeq and is a predicted model, not a curated record. Bases 1 to 825 code for a protein of 274 amino acids. The transcript is spliced from 5 exons. Gene Ontology annotation, biological process: trans, trans-farnesyl diphosphate biosynthetic process. Gene Ontology annotation, cellular component: cytoplasm. Gene Ontology annotation, molecular function: (2E,6E)-farnesyl diphosphate synthase activity; dimethylallyltranstransferase activity. Lineage: Eukaryota; Metazoa; Arthropoda; Insecta; Coleoptera; Tenebrionidae.
AUGUUACAAGCAAUUUCGACGCACAGAGAUACUUACAAGAAAUACAUCGAAUUUUUGGAUAUGUUUCCUAUGAUAGUGAGCGACUUAACGAACGCCAAGGCAGAAGCAAAUAUUGUUGAGGUAAAUGUACACUACGACCAAGUUCUUCGUUAUCUGGUCCCCUUUGGUAAAAAAUUGAGGGCUUUUAAUACACUUACAACUUACGAAGUCCUUGAAAAACCAGAAAAUGCCACACCGGAAAAUCUCAGAUUAGCAAUGAUCAUGGCUUGGGCUUUGGAAGUGCUACAGGCAGCUUCUACUAGAGUUGACGACAUGGCUGACGAAGGAGUGAUGCGAAGGGCUAAUGAUGCACUACUUCUUUUUACUCUAAGAACCGGUCUGGGAGAAAGCGCGGAUUGUAUGUCUAUCAAGGAUGGUAAAUCUCAAAUGCAACUUCACACGAUGGAGAGGUUUAAACGCAUUGCUGAACACAAAACUGGCUUUUACACUUUUUAUUUACCAAUAGCUUUAGCUAUGUAUAUGGCAAACAUAUAUGACCUGGAACUCCACAAAAAAUCGGAAGAUUUGUCGAGAGAUUUCACGUUUUUGUAUCAACUGCAGAUACCUAUAUUUGCCAGGAUGACUUCAUGGACUGCUAUGGUAACCCAAAAAAGUGGUAAAAAGGGAACAGACGUUCAAGAAGGUAAAUGUACGUGGCUCUCCGUAAUGGCAAUGGAAAAAGGAAAUUAUUCUCAGGUAGAAACGAUGAAACAGUGUUAUGGUUCUAAAGAUCCUGAAGCAGUAACAACAAUUUUAAACUUAUCUCAAUAUGAAAGAUACUUAUAAAAGUUGCUUAGAAGAAUCUUUCAAUCAUAUACGAAAAUCCAUCAAGCAAAACGUCAGUAAUAAAACUUUACAAUCAGUCUAUUUUAAUAUUCUGAAAUCUCUUGAGCAAAGAGAGCGAUUCUGGGUAUGUUGAAUGCAAAAUCUGACAUGCGCAAUGAUGUUUCAUAUUUUCAAAUAUGUGGGAAGAUUUUUUUAGUGCGAUUUUUUUGUAA